CUUCCUCAUUGGCGCGGGGCGGAGAGGCGGAAUGUUCAACUCCUGACUCGGGCGGAAGCGUGGGAGCCGCGCGGGCCGCCGUCCUCUCGACCCCCGGUCGCCGCCCCUGCCCUCGGCGCGCGCGGGGCCUCGGCGCCCCCGGCUGCUACUCGCGCCCGGCCCGGGAGCCAGAUUUUGUGGGAGUCUAAUCCUUUGUCAUUAUGAGAUGUCGUCUCUCGGUGCCUCCUUUGUGCAAAUUAAAUUUGAUGACUUGCAGUUUUUUGAAAACUGCGGUGGAGGAAGUUUUGGGAGUGUAUAUCGAGCCAGAUGGAUAUCCCAGGACAAGGAGGUGGCUGUGAAGAAGCUGCUCAAAAUAGAGAAAGAGGCAGAAAUACUCAGUGUCCUCAGUCACAGAAACAUCAUCCAGUUUUAUGGAGUAAUUCUCGAACCUCCCAACUAUGGGAUCGUCACAGAAUAUGCUUCUCUGGGAUCACUCUAUGAUUACAUUAAUAGUAACAGAAGUGAAGAGAUGGACAUGGAUCACAUUAUGACCUGGGCCACUGAUGUAGCCAAAGGAAUGCACUAUUUACAUAUGGAGGCUCCUGUCAAGGUGAUUCACAGAGAUCUCAAGUCAAGAAAUGUUGUUAUAGCUGCUGAUGGGGUUUUGAAGAUAUGUGAUUUUGGUGCCUCUCGGUUCCAUAACCAUACAACACACAUGUCCUUGGUUGGAACUUUCCCAUGGAUGGCCCCGGAAGUUAUACAAAGUCUCCCUGUGUCUGAAACUUGUGACACAUAUUCCUAUGGUGUGGUUCUCUGGGAGAUGCUAACAAGGGAGGUCCCCUUUAAAGGUUUGGAAGGAUUACAAGUAGCUUGGCUUGUAGUGGAAAAAAACGAGAGAUUAACCAUUCCAAGCAGCUGCCCCAGGAGUUUUGCUGAGCUGUUACGUCAGUGUUGGGAAGCUGAUGCCAAGAAACGGCCAUCUUUUAAGCAAAUCAUUUCGAUUCUGGAGUCCAUGUCAAAUGACACGAACCUUCCCGACCAGUGUAACUCAUUCCUGCACAACAAGGCAGAGUGGAGGUGCGAAAUUGAGGCAACUCUCGAGAGGCUGAAGAAACUCGAACGGGACCUCAGCUGUAAAGAGCAGGAGCUCAAAGAACGGGAAAGACGUCUGAGGAUGUGGGAGCAAAAGCUGACAGAGCAGUCCAACACCCCGCUUCUCUUGCCUCUUGCUGCAAGAAUGUCUGAGGAGUCUUACUUUGAAUCUAAGACAGAGGAGUCAAACAGUGCAGAGAUGUCAUGUCAGAUCACAGCAGCAAGUAACGGGGAGGGCCAUGGCAUGAACCAAAGUCUGCAGGCCAUGAUGCUGAUGGGCUUUGGGGAUAUCUUCUCAAUGAACAAAGCAGGAGCUGUGCUGCAUUCUGGGAUGCAGAUAAACAUGCAAGCCAAGCAGAAUUCUUCCAAAACCACAUCUAAGAGAAGGGGGAAGAAGGUCAACAUGGCCCUGGGGUUCAGUGAUUUUGACUUGUCAGAAGGUGACGAUGAUGAUGAUGACGGUGAUGAGGAGGAUAAUGACAUGGAUAAUAAUAGUGAAUGAAAGCAGAAAGCAAAAUAAUAAAAUGGAAAAUGUGUGGAAAAACGGAAGAAACUUGCUAUCUCAGUCUGUACAAAAACCAGUAAGGAAGUAGAAAACUGAGCACUGAAUUUUUAGGCCAAUCACAUUUCUAUGACAGUCAUUUCUUGAAUGAUUUUACUUUUUUUUUUUCCCUGCUUACAGAAAAAUGGGGGGUUAGUGGGGGGAAUUAAGGCAGAAGGGUAUAUUUAAUGAGUCAGCAAACAUGGUGCCUGAUUAUAGAAAUCUGUGAUUCUAUUACAAUAUAGUAGUUUUAACUAAUUACAUUGUGGCUUUUUUUUUUAAACAAAUACUUUAAUGUUUAUAUUUGAUUUGAUUUCAUUUAUUUAAUUGCUUAAGAAGACUUACAUUUUGAAAAAGCACUCUUACCUCCUAAUUCUUCUCUGACACUGAUUUUCCUGUAACACACUACAUUUUUUUUUUCUUAUGGUAAUACACUGCACUGUCAGAAAUAAUUGAUAGUGACUACAAAAUCUAACAAUAAAAAAAUUGAGAUGAAAGAAGACUAUAACAAAUACUUCUUCAGAAAUACCGAAACGCCACAAAUUUUCAAUACUUAAUGGCACAACUACUCACAGUAAAACCUGAGAGAUGUUCUCAGUAAUACACUGGAAGAAGAAAUACUCUCAUUUGAAGCCAACAGCAGAUGUUGCAGGCUUUCAUACCAGUGCUAGCCCUGGAAGCUUCUGAACAACACUGUUAUCUGAGGCUUAGUUUCUAAAAGGAGAAAGAGAUGGUCUUAAAGGGCUGCUUGCAAGCUGAUAUCAAGUGGGGACACAGACCCGCUCUGCACCCCCAGUGGGAAAGGAGCAUCCUGGGUUCUAGAUAUAUGUAGAGAGGUUUUAAAGAGGGAACUAAAGAUUAUGAAAGGAAUGGCAAGGAUAAGUUAUACUUAUUGAGACAGAAAUAUAGGAUGAAGGGUCCUUUUUAUAUCAAAUCCAGCCUUCCAGAGUGGUCUUUUUUUUCCCUUUAACCCUGACUCAGCCAUGCCACUGUUAAACAGAAGUAAAUGUAGGUGUCUCUCCGAAAACCUAGUUCGCCAGAGUAAUAUUCUCAGAAUGUUAGAUUUGUCAAAGCUUGUUUAAACUAUAAAACACUGAUUAAAAAAAAAAAAAACUACAAAACACACACACACACACAGACACAGAAAGGCCAAGGCACAAAAACUUUUUUUCAGCCUGUAUUGGAAAGAAAUGCCAUUCAUUUGACUAUUACACUAAAAUACUUCUGAUGGUUCUUUUUAUGGGAAAUUUAAGAAAGGAUAUCCUCACAGAUAUUAUCUAAUACUAUUUCCAAGUAUAUUCAGUCAUAAAAAGCUUCUCAAAAUUUGAAACAUGACAUGCUUCUAAUCCCUAUUAACAGCUGAAAAAUAUCACAGAAUGAUCAGUACGCUGUGCCAGCUUUAUUUGGAGAAAAAUAACCAUUAAAAUGUUCUGGGUGUGAAAUGUAGCAUAGCCUAUAUACCAGAGUGAUAAAGAGAAGAAUCUGGAGUCAAGUUAGGAUUCAAAACGGCUGUGCAAUCUGUUAAAAAUUAUUUAACCUCUGUGUGUCUGCUCAUUUUUGACAUGGGAAUAAUAACAGGACCCACUUCAAAGGACUGUUGUGAGGAUUAAGUGAAAUAAUGUAUGUAACACAGUGUGUGUGUUUUAUGAACACAGUACCAGGCCCAUGGCAAGUGGUCAGUGUUAGCCAGUGAAAAGUUACUAAAAAAAAAAAAAAAAAAAAAAAAAAAAAGUAGUUACAGUAACCUGGAGAACUAAACUAUCAAUCUUAAGUCAUGCUUGUUGAGUCGCAGGAAAUGGAAGUUAAAGUGAACGGCUUGCAGGAAAGGUAGAAGAGAACAUUCCUAGAAUAUAAACCAUAUAAACAAAUUUAAUCUGUUGCUCUUUGAAGACUAUGCAGCUGAGGAAUCGGCAGGCCCUGCCACCACCCACAGACUAGGUAAAAACAACGGAUAGGCAGACCUUUCCCCUAGAAGAUGGGUGCCCUAGGAGCCAACAUGAGCUGGUGCUGGCGGCACCCAGGCAGGAACACGUACAGGCAUCCUGUCUGUGCUCAGCAGAGCCGUGCUCCCUCCCUCAAGAUGAGCCCCUCAAGCAGAACCUUGGGAGCAGGGCAGAGGGCUGGUUUUCAACUCUUGACUUCGGGGCACAUCCGAAUCACUGUGGUCCAGCAACUUGAAGGAGAGAGCCCAAAAGGAAGCAGUUUAAAAGCCUCUUGCCCAUCUUUUGGGGCAAAGAGAAAGUCAUCCGUUCCACGGAUACUCACUGAGGCCCCCGUCUGUGCCAGGUCCUGCUCCAGGGCGCAGCAAGGGGGCCAUGCUUGCGCCACAGGACAUCCAUGUCCGCAGAGCCUGACAUCAACAAAACAAAUGCCUUACUAGUAUGUAAACGGUUGACAAGUGCAUGCUGAAAAGGGGAGCGGGGAAGGAGGAUGGCACAUGGGGGAGUGCCGCGGAGUGGACAGUGUGAGCAGAGAAGGCUGCACUGAUAAGGGGAUCUCUGCGAAUUUUGGGAUCUGUGCACUUUACGUAAGAAUGUAAAUCCUCUCUCUCAGUUAAGAAUCAUCGUCAACAAAAUUAGAACAUAUAAAUAGAAGGAAACUGACAUUUUUCUUCAUUUACAUAUAAGCCUAUUAUAAUUACACAUAAAAUUUUGGUGCCUUCAUGAAAGUAGCUAAUUAGGGCAAAAGAGAAAGGUAAUAGGACUCUAUACUCAGACCAAGGUUUUACCGUUAAUGAGGUAAUAGUUCCCAAUCUCUCAAGUGCUGUCACUUUCCUCACCAGUAUCCCCAGGAUGACUGUAGCUCAGUACUCUACCAAAAAGAAACCUCAGGGGUUUAGGAUACAGCAGAAUUGAAAGCUUCAGUGAGAAACUUAAAACUGUUCUCCACUUGGAAUUCUACUGUAAUUACCACGUGGCAUUAUUUUACUCUCUUGUUCCAAAUCAGUGUCUUUCUGCGGGUUUGAACAUCCCUAAAAUCUGAAUCGUAUAACCAAAAUUUUAAAGUGGUCUCACUCUAUCUGUAAAGAUGAUUUAGAAGAUCUUUAGACUCUAUUAUUAGUUUUAUCACAUCUUAAAAGAACUGUUUAUUACAUAGAAUUUCUAAAGACGAUGUUAAUUGUGCUGCCUCUAAUUCACUUCCCAGAUCAGUUUUUGAAAUGGCAAGUUCUUGCUGCUGGAUGUAUUUCCAAUUACCUGACUUACAAGAACGUACAUUUAUAAAGAGAAUAAUUAAAGAAACCCUAAGAAAUUGAGAGAUUCAAAAUGAUAAUUGAAACUCUGGUAAUAUCGUCAGAGUCAUACAACUGAGAAUAUAACUAGUCUUUUUUUCUGUAUUCAGAAAGCCGAUCAUACAGAAUAUGAGAACACCCUACCAGCCACUUUCAUCUGGGGCCCCUAAUGGUGUUCGCAAGUGCUGGGGCAGAGUUUGGGUCCUCACGGGAACAGUGACAGUUUCAGAGUUCUCCCAACUCACCCCCCCACCCUGCCCCUAAACAAACUUGCUCGACUCAAAAGACAGUUUCAAAAUGACAGCUACUGUACAAUCUGAAUUGUAUAGGUUGGUGACAUUUAUCUUAAAUCCCCACUUGUGGAAAAAUGGUUUCUUUCCCCUGGUGGAAACUUCAUAAAACCCCAAAAUGUACCUGGGGGAGGGGCUCACUCUCCUCUAUCACACUAAUCCAAAAUAAAUAAAACAGAAACACAUCCCUGAGGAAGCUUCGGUCCUGCAGAACAGGUUAAUUUAAAAGGGCCUUCUGUUGAAGGAAAAUCACAUUUUAAUAUUUUAUACUUAACCCAGGGGAAGGGGUUGAAGGCACAGAGUACGCUUGUUUGGGAUGCUCUGGAAAGGCUGAGGGCCAGCGUUCAGCCAGUGAUUUCUAACAGGCAGCAGAUUUGUUAGACCUAAGCAACAGCUGAGCUAUUCAAAACGGAUCCCCUUUAAAGUCAAGGAAUCGGAGGCGAGAUGCAGCAGAGAGCCGGCGGCGUGACUUCUCUGGGACAUACGGAACUUUAGUCCUCCGCGCGCUCCCUGGAGUAGGGAGCGUUUCGUACAAGCUCAUUAGAAAAGCUAUUCGGAGUUCAACAUUGAUACUUUUUUGGGUUUUUGCUAACACUAGACUCGUUGUGGGCCUGUUAACAACCAGCAGUGUCUCACCACACCACGUUUGUAAUAGGUCAUCAUUUUUCUAUAAUCAGGCACCUUUUGUGGCUUUGGAGUCAGGCUGUUUUCCUGUUCUGGCUUUAAGCCUGGCCAGAGAGAAGAAUCUGGUCCGUUCUCUAGAUUGUGGCAUAGCCUGCAAACAGUAGCAUUUCUGCCAUGGAAAACGAGUGUACACCAGGGAAGCCAAGGGCUAGUGGGGGUUCCCCUCGGACUCAGCCGAAUUGCAUUAUGUGGCCUGAGGAGGGGCGGGGGGGAGCUUUUGGGCAUGUGAUUACUGACUUUACAACUAGCAUUUUCAGCACCUACCUUAAUUAUUUUAUAUAAUGUGCAGAAUAGUUUAUCUUUUAACGUCAGGUACAGUACACUGCACAAACUGCUUUUGCACUCUUUUGAACAAAAUUUGUACUAAAUAAUAGAAAAUAUUUAUAUUGAGUGUGCGCUUUGAAUAGAGGAUGGCAUUAUCACUUUCUUUUUUAACAAAACCUUUUUUCCUCAACUAUUCUAUUACAAUGUUAUUCUGAGCAAACCCUAUGCCAAAUAUCGUGUAUAAUGUUUGUAUGGAAGAUUCCGUUUCACUCGUGUGUGGUAAGACGACUCAGCUACUGAUUUCGUAGUUGGAAUUUGAUAUUCCGGCACGGAGUCCACAAUGUAUUCAGAAAUCUAAGUUGGUGUCAUACAUUUCAUUUUGAUGUGAACUUUUCUCUGCUUUUCUUUGUUUUAAAACUCCAUUUUGCAAUAAACGUUUUGACAGUAAA
Lutra lutra (Eurasian river otter) is the source of this 6528-nucleotide messenger RNA. It is a transcript of the gene MAP3K20, whose product is annotated as mitogen-activated protein kinase kinase kinase 20. Bases 206 to 1573 code for a protein of 455 amino acids. Gene Ontology annotation, molecular function: protein binding; ATP binding; protein kinase activity. Gene Ontology annotation, cellular component: cytoplasm. NCBI's taxonomy places the organism in Eukaryota, Metazoa, Chordata, Mammalia, Carnivora, Mustelidae. The transcript has 12 exons. The record is from RefSeq and is a predicted model, not a curated record. Gene Ontology annotation, biological process: protein phosphorylation.